Messenger RNA from Ruditapes philippinarum (Manila clam), 2453 nucleotides. RefSeq names its product E3 ubiquitin-protein ligase TRIM45-like. NCBI's taxonomy places the organism in Eukaryota, Metazoa, Mollusca, Bivalvia, Venerida, Veneridae. The record is from RefSeq and is a predicted model, not a curated record. Gene Ontology annotation, molecular function: zinc ion binding; protein binding. The transcript has 2 exons. Bases 393 to 2159 code for a protein of 588 amino acids.
CUAGAUAAAGUGGGGAUAAAUAGUUAUACGAGCAUUAUUUUAAUUUUAAGAUAAGUUAUAUGUGAGAUAUAGUGAAACAACUGAAUAAUAUAAAUCGGAUCACGUGACUUCUCUUUGUUUUCGUAAAACACAAAACAAAACCGCUUUACCUUUAGUUAAAUUUAAUUAAUACUAAAUAAACGUUUACAAUAAAAGUUCAAUGAAAUAUUCAAGAUGAAAAACUAUAAAGUUAAACUUAAUAAUAAAUGUGACACUAGUUAGCUAUGUGACACUAGCUAGCUGAUAAAUAUGGGACGUGUUUAAGCAUGCAAACUAAAUUCUUUCAAGAUCGCAUUGAGAAAUGCAUAUUGAUAUAUUGGAUUACAAACAGUUGAUACGAUGUAUUUUAUAAAAUGGAGGUAUCUGGAAAGGUAACUUCGACAUCAAAGACGAACUUUAACCUCUACUGUAUUACGUGUGAUACAGAUGGAUUAAAGGAGCCAGCUCACGGAUUUUGUCAAGACUGCCAAGAACAUCUUUGCAAAAGUUGCCUUCAACAUCAUAGAAGGUCAAGGCUUUCUAGAAACCACGUAUUGCUUGAUAAAGACGCAAUGCCAACACAACAAACGACCAUUGACGACGUAAAUGCAGAAGUAAUUACGGACAACUGUACCAACCAUAGGGAUAAACAACUGGAGUUCUAUUGUAACAAUCACAAAACUGUAGCAUGUUAUGUCUGUGUUACACUUGAACACAAACAAUGCAAAGUUGAUUAUAUUCCUGAUGUUUCAGGUAACAUAUCUGGCGACUUGAUAGAUUUGAACAAAAAGAUGAAAAAUUUAGUCAAGAAAUGUGAAAAUAACAUUAUGAAGGCUUCAGCUGCUACAAAGCAACUAGAACAAAGUCGUGGAAAAGUUGUUGAAGACAUACGACUCUUGAGAAAAGAAAUAAACGAUCGGUUAGAUCAGAUGGAAUCUAUGAUGAUAAAAGAAGCUGAAGCUGUUGUUAACACAGCAACCUACAAACACAAGAAUAUCACAGUUGCUUGUGAAAAAAUAGCCGAGGAUGUGAAACGUUCACAGUCAUUUCUUAAUGCCUUGAAGGAAGCAAACAAGAAUAAUAAGCUUUUCAUUGAAUUGAAAAAUGUCAGACCUCGUUUGAUGACACUGGAAAGUGAGGAAAUACAGACUGUUAAAGAGAACAUGACAUAUGACGACAUUCAGUUUGACCGGAACGAAAAGCUGCUUGAUCAACUGAAAAGUGAGACAAUCUUUGGAACAAUUUCCACAUACAGAAAAUCAUCAACAGAUAUUGAAAUAUGUGUCAAAUAUGAAAGAUCGCUCAACGUGACAUUUCCUUCUGAUGAAGAACAAAGUGAUGUUUUUGGGAUGGUAACGAUUUCUGCUUCACACAUGAUCUUAGCUGACUACGGAAAUAAAAAAAUUAAAAUGAUAGAUGUAGACACAGGAACGCUGGUGUCUGAGAAGACCGUGUCUUCAGCACCAUGGGAUGUUAUUAAACUUCCACAAAAUAAGCUUGCUGUUGCAUUACCUAAUGAAAAAUGUAUCCAGAUAAUGUCUUAUAAUAAUACAAGUUUGACAUUAGAUCGUCGUGUAAAUGUCGGUGAAGAGUGUGAUUGUGUAGCUUAUAGUCAUGACAAGCUAGUAGUAGGCUGUAAUUGUAAUCCAGGGAAGAUAGUUAUUCUGGAUUUAGACGGGAAAUUGAUACAGGUGAUUGAUAUUCCUGGAUUGUUUGAAGAACCUGAAAAGAUUGUUAUCAGCAGUGAUGAGAAGUUCUUGUAUGUGGCUGAUUACAUCAAUAUCAUAGAUGGAAAAUGUACAAAGAUAGACUGGCAAGGUAAUGUUGUAGAAAGCUUCACGGAUCAAGGAUGUGAAGGUCCUAAGGGAAUUCAGGAGCUGGAAGAUGGUACGUUGUUAGUUUGCUUCCGUGAAAGUAACAAAAUUGUCAGAUUGUCAAGCAGCUUCAAGAAAUGUGAGAUCACAGGAUUAGAAAGAAUAAACCUUGAUAGUCCGCAGGCCGUAACAUUCAGUGAAAGAACUCACAAAUUAUAUGUCAGUUGUUCUUCUGAGAAGGAGCGUAGUUCAAAUGAUACAAUAAAGGUUUUCAAUAUGCAAUAUAGUAUUGCGAAUAUUUGCUGCAAUGUGACACAUUUAAUGUGAUCAGUGAUAGUGACACGUCAACUUAUAGGGUACAAACUAAACACACAUCUUGUAAUCAAAUUUAAUAAAAUAUUGAUAUUCAGAAUAAUAUUUUAUUACAAAUAUAUAUAUUAAAAGUAGAUAGCAUCUUUCAAUUCCAAAAAAUUAAUAAAUUAUGAUGAUCAUUUAUUUAUUAUAUGUUAAAGAACAAUGGUCUGUUAAUUUGAAUUUUCAGUUACUUAUUUACUUGACCAAUAAAUAUCUCCGUUUUGAAUUUAAUUAAUAUGUCUGCUCCGAAGAAAUAUUAACCUUUUA